AGACAGGGUCUCACUGUGUUGCCCAGGCUGGUCUCGAACUCCUAGGCUCAAGUGAUGCUCCACGCACGGCAGCUUUGACACAUAUUGUACCGUUUCCUCCCAAGCUCUAUCCUGACACGGGCUGUGUCCCAGAGACCAAAUCACAAGCUGGAAGAAGGGCUGUGAGUGUGUGACAGGACCUGAGGGGCAGGAACUGCUGGGCCAGAUGGGCUGCUGGUCAACCCACUGCCAGCCAGCCUGCCUGGAUGCCCACCUUGGCCCCGAUCUUGGUGGGGACAGAGCAGCUGCCUGCAGCUGGCAGGGUCUUCCCUUCGCAGGGUUAAUGUUCUCGGCUGUAUCUGAUCUCUCCUCAGCCAGAGGGGGCAAAAUGGCCUUCCCGGAAGCACAGGUGGGCCACCGCCAGAAACCCUGACAGCCCGUGCCUCUCCCGGGCCUCCCAGCAGGGGUGGCUCUGUGGGUGCACCCAGUUGGGCUGCCGUCCUUCUGGAGGGCUCCAGAAUGGCGUGUGGGCAGCUGUGUGACCCGGCUCCAGGUCUCCAUCUGGCCUGGCCUGCAGCAGUUCCCGACACCCUCUGCUACCUCCCACACCUCCACUCGGGUAGACGUCCCCUUGUCCCUUCUUCUGUGAUAAAGCACAAGAGUGUGAUCUCUUUUCUCACCAAGGAAUCCUACAUCUCUGAAUACUACAGAUGUGAUGCUGGGCUUUUGGGGGCCAGGGUGCGUCCUGGGCCCCUGAGGGAGGAGCCCCAUGGGUACUGAACUUGGGCCCCAGGCCCUGCACCGAGACAUCCCCUCAGCCCACCCAGACGGCUGGGCAUGCUGGGAAGUCCUCCUGGGCCACGUGUGUGAAUCAUGCUGUUUCUUCUCUAUUUUCUCUCUCUGUCUGUUUAUUUUUGUUGUGUGUCACUCUGACCAGCCGGCCGCCCUGUCUCUUCCCUCCAUGCUCCGCUUCGCCCGCUGCUGGCCAGAGGUGACCAGGUCCGGCUGUCAGCACGGCCGCCGGCCCGGGGGCCAUGGGGAGCUCCGCCUCCUCCCUGGCCGCGGAGACCGAGUCGGACCACAGCUUCCCCGGGGGGCCGCCCUACCCAGGCCCCCCGGCAGCGGCUGGCUGGUGUAGGAGCGGCUCAGGGGGGCCUGUCUGGGGAGGUCCCCUGGUCAGCCGGCAGCACCAGCCGCCACGCCCCCGGGCCCGAAGCCACACCCACUCGCCCGGGUCUAUGGCCACAGUCGGAGAGUGGUCCUGUGCGCGCUGCACCUUCCUGAAUCCGGCCGGCCAGCUCCAGUGCUCCAUCUGCGAGGCCCCGCGGCACAAGCCCGACCUCAACCACAUCCUGCGGCUCAGCGUGGAGGAGCAGAAAUGGCCCUGCGCCCGCUGCACCUUCCGCAACUUCCUGGGCAAGGAGGCCUGCGAGGUGUGCGGCUUUGCCCCGGAGCCUGCGCCUGGGGCUGCCCUUCUGCCCGUGCUCAACGGGGUCCUCCCCAGGCCGCCCGCCAUCCUGGGGGAACCCAAGGGCAGCUGCCAAGAGGAAGCAGGUGCAGUGAGGACUUCGGGGCUGGUGAGCACAGAGCCCACCAGCGGGCAACGAGAGGACGAGGAGGAAGAGGAGGGGGUAGCAGAGCCCGGAGGGGGCUGGGCCUGCCCACGCUGCACGCUGCACAACACGCCCGUGGCCAGCUCCUGCUCCGCCUGCGGGGGCCCACGCAGGCUCUCGCUGCCACGAAUCCCUCCUGAGGCCCUGGUGGUCCCGGAAGUGGUGGCCCCAGCAGGCUUCCACGUCGCACCUGCUGCACCUCCACCUGGCCUCCCUGGGGAAGGUGCCGAGGCCAACCCCCCCGCCACCAGCCAGGGCCCAGCGGCUGAGCCGGAGCCGCCCCGGGUCCCACCCUUCAGUCCCUUCUCGUCCGCCCUGCAGAACAACCCCGUGCCUCGGAGCCGACGUGAGGUCCCCCCCCAGCUGCAGCCGCCGGUGCCUGAGGCUGCCCAGCCCUCACCCCCUGCCGGCUGCAGGGGACCCCAGGGCGCAGGCUGGGCUGGGGCCGCCCGCCUGGCAGAGUUGCUGUCCAGCAAACGGCUGAGCGUGCUGGAGGAAGAGGCUGCGGAGGGCGGUUCCAGCCGCGCAGAGGCCGGCAGCUCCACCUCGGGCAGCGACGUCAUCGACCUGGCCGGAGACACAGUGCGCUACACACCCGCCAGCCCCUCCAGCCCCGACUUCACCACCUGGGCGUGCGCCAAGUGCACACUCAGGAACCCCACCGCGGCCCCCAGGUGCUCCGCCUGCGGCUGUUCCAAACUGCACGGCUUCCAGGAGCAUGGCGAGCCCCCUGCCCACUGCCCCGACUGCGGGGCCGACAAGCCCGGCCCCUGUGGCAGAAGCUGCGGACGGGUCCCCUCGGCUCAGAAGGCCGCCCGCCUCCUGCCCGAGCGCCCGGGCCAGUGGGCCUGCCCUGCCUGCACCCUGCUCAACGCGCCGCGGGCCAAACACUGCGCCGCCUGCCACACGCCCCAGCUCCUGGUGGCCCAGCGGCGGGGGGCUGCACCCUUGCGGCGCAGGGAGAGCAUGCAUGUGGAGCAGCGGCGGCAGACGGACGAGGGCGAGGCCAAGGCGCUCUGGGAGAACAUCGUGGCCUUCUGCCGGGAGAACAACGUGAGCUUUGUGGACGACAGCUUCCCGCCCGGGCCCCAGUCUGUGGGCUUCCCCACGGGCGACAGCGUGCAGCAGCGCGUGAAGCAGUGGUUGCGGCCCCAGGAGAUCAACUGCUCCGUCUUCAGGGACCACAGAGCCUCGUGGUCUGUGUUCCACACACUGCGGCCCUCGGACAUCCUGCAGGGGCUGCUGGGGAACUGCUGGUUCCUGAGUGCCCUGGCGGUGCUGGCGGAGCGGCCGGACCUGGUGGAGCGGGUGAUGGUCACACGCAGCCUGUGUGCGGAGGGCGCCUACCAGGUGCGGCUGUGUAAGGACGGCACGUGGACCACGGUGCUGGUGGACGACAUGCUGCCCUGUGACGAGGCCGGCUGCCUCCUCUUCUCACAGGCGCAGCGGAAGCAGCUGUGGGUGGCCCUCAUCGAGAAGGCACUGGCCAAGCUGCACGGCUCCUACUUCGCGCUCCAGGCGGGCCGCGCCAUCGAAGGCCUGGCCACGCUCACCGGCGCCCCCUGCGAGAGCCUGGCGCUGCAGGUCAGCUCCACUAACCCCCGCGAGGAGCCCGUUGACACUGACCUCAUCUGGGCCAAAAUGCUGAGUUCUAAGGAGGCUGGGUUCCUCAUGGGCGCCUCCUGUGGUGGGGGCAACAUGAAGGUGGACGACUCAGCCUAUGAGAGCCUGGGCCUGCGCCCCCGCCAUGCCUACUCCAUCCUGGAUGUUCGAGAUGUCCAGGGCACCAGGCUUCUGCGGCUCCGAAACCCCUGGGGUCGUUUCUCUUGGAACGGCAGCUGGUCGGACGAGUGGCCGCACUGGCCAGGGCACCUGCGUGGUGAGCUCAUGCCGCACGGCAGCAGCGAGGGCGUCUUCUGGAUGGAGUACGGUGACUUCGUCAGGUACUUUGACUCCGUGGACAUCUGUAAGGUGCACUCGGACUGGCAGGAGGCCCGUGUGCAGGGCUGCUUUCCCAGCUCGGCCAGCGCGCCCGUGGGGGUGACGGCGCUCACGGUGCUGGAGCGGGCCUCACUGGAGUUUGCGCUCUUCCAGGAGGGCAGCAGGCGCUCGGACGCCGUGGACAGCCACCUGCUGGACCUGUGCAUCCUGGUGUUCCGGGCCACGUUCGGCAGGGGCGGCCACCUCAGCCUCGGCCGCCUCCUGGCCCACAGCAAGCGUGCAGUCAAGAAGUUUGUCAGCUGUGACGUCAUGCUGGAGCCGGGCGAGUACGCUGUGGUGUGCUGCGCCUUCAACCACUGGGGGCCACCCCCGCCGGGCACCCCCGCCCCACAAGCCUCCAGCCCCUCAGCGGGGGUCCCGAGAGCUGUCCCGGAGCCGCCAGGCCACGUGCUGGCCGUGUACAGCUCGAGGCUGGUCAUGGUGGAGCCCGUGGAAGCCCAGCCCACGACGCUGGCCGACGCCAUCAUCCUGCUCACUGAGAGCCGCGGGGAGCGGCAUGAGGGCCGAGAGGGCAUGACCUGCUACUACCUGACACACGGCUGGGCGGGGCUCAUCGUGGUGGUGGAGAACCGGCACCCCAAGGCCUACCUGCACGUGCAGUGUGACUGCAGCGACAGCUUCAACGUGGUGUCCACGCGCGGCAGCCUGCGCACCCAGGACAGUGUGCCACCCCUGCACAGGCAGGUCCUGGUGAUCCUGUCCCAGCUGGAGGGCAAUGCCGGCUUCUCCAUCACCCACCGCCUGGCACAUCGCAAGGCAGCCCAGGCCUUCCUCAGCGACUGGACGGCCUCGAAGGGCACCCACAGCCCCCCGCUCACGCCAGAGAUUGCCGGUCUGCAUGGACCCCGGCCGCUGUAACCACCAUGCCUGGGCAGGGGCUGUGCGCAGAUGGACCCCCACCCCCCACACGCACUUUAUGAGGGAGACCCCGACAGAGGACGCUUGAAUCAGAAUCUCAGGACCCUGCCCAGGGAGCUGCCAAGCCCAGGGCGCAGCUUCCCACGGGCACCCCGCCCCCCUCCCUCCCCUCCCUGAGCACCCACAGUCCGCCUGGCCAGGCCUCCCAGCCGCCACGAAGAAUACCUCGAACCAGGCGGACUGUGAGCCAGCCCAGCUGACCUGCCAGCCUUGAGCCCAGCAUCUCGCGGGGGGGGCGGGGGCCGAGGCCAGGCCACCCCUCCUUGUGGGCUUAGGGUCUCCUGCCAGGGAGGCGGCCAGUAGCUCUGUCCACACCAAUUCUGGGUGUCAGAGGCCAAGGCCCUGGGGUGGGAUCAGGGACCACCCCUCAGGGGGCAUAAGGUCAGCUUUCCCCCAGAGCCUAGGUCCCUGUCCCCUGCAGGCAGGCGGGGUCCCUGGAGCCCUGGCGUGGAGUGGCAAAUCCUGGGGGCUGUGCCUGUCUCAGAAGGGGGGCCCUUGGCCAGUCACCCCCCAGCGACACUAUGCAACUCCUGGAGCGCACGCCAGGAUCGAAGCCAUGACGGGUGCAGCUGGCGCCAGGCCUGCUGUGGGUAUGCCAGUCCUCAGCACCGCUCUCCGCUGCCCAGCAGGCUGGGGACCAGCAGGCUCCUCAGUCAAUCCCAUCCCUCGGCCCGGCCCAUCGAGGGCAUCAGCAGGGCUCAGCUGUUCCCACCGCCCCCCGCAGCCCAGGGAGUGUAGAUGUGCAGAUCUCUGGAGCCCUCCUGGCCCCCAGGCAGCAGGCCAGUCCUGCCCUCGCUCCCCCCUUGCCCCCUCAGGGGCUUCCGCGGCUUUGACACCUGGAGAAACAUUCCCUACUCCCCUUUGGCCUCCCUGUCCUCCGAGCUGUGAAUAUUUUUAACCCUGUAAAUAUGGCCAGCUCUUGUGACACAGAGACUAUUUUAUCAACUGUCAGCCCGUUCCUUUACGGUAGGAUUCUCCACAGUGGCUUCCGACUCAGGCUCCCAUGGACCAAAUAAAAGCAUUUUGUUUUGUAA
Molecule: messenger RNA, 5545 nt
Organism: Sapajus apella (tufted capuchin)
Lineage: Eukaryota; Metazoa; Chordata; Mammalia; Primates; Cebidae
Gene: CAPN15
Product: calpain 15
Biological process (GO): proteolysis
Cellular component (GO): cytoplasm
Molecular function (GO): calcium-dependent cysteine-type endopeptidase activity
Source: RefSeq, a predicted model, not a curated record